Messenger RNA from Neolamprologus brichardi, 1598 nucleotides. RefSeq names its product aquaporin 11 (gene aqp11). Gene Ontology annotation, cellular component: membrane; cytoplasm. Gene Ontology annotation, biological process: transmembrane transport. Gene Ontology annotation, molecular function: channel activity. Lineage: Eukaryota; Metazoa; Chordata; Actinopteri; Cichliformes; Cichlidae. The record is from RefSeq and is a predicted model, not a curated record.
AAAGACUUCCGCACCCCAUCAUCAGGGCGCUCUAGUGGGAGAAAGGAGGCCCGCAGCUCAGUGCACGCAGCGGCCACGCACAGGGACCGUCCCCGGCUGGGAGCACGGACCGGCCGGCAGAAUGUCUGCGGACGUGGCGGUGUCUUUGGCGGUGCUCGCGGGGAUCGUCGUGCUGAGCGACGUGACCCGCAGGUUGCUGGCUCGGGCCCUAGCAGACACCGGGCUCUCCGAGUACGUGGUGGAGCUCGUGUCCACCUUCCAGCUGUGCUGCUGCACCCACGAGCUCAAGCUGCUGUCCGAGGUGGGCGGCAUCGAGCCUGGUCUCGCGCUCACCUUCACGUAUUUGGCGUCGGUGGUCCACGGGCUCACCUUCAGCGGGGCGAUCGGGAACCCCUCCGGUGCGCUCGAGCGCGCUUACCACGCCAAGUUGUCGGGCUCCCGCGCCCUGCGGAGGAUCGCGUGCCAGUUCGCGGCGGCCGCCGCUGCACGCGCCGCGGUGCCGAGGCUGUGGGGGGUCGGGCUGUCGAGACUGCACGCGCGACACAAGCUGUUCGGGUUCCGAUGCACCAGCCCCAUCCACGCGCCCCUGCACGAGGCCGCUGCGGUUGAGCUCGCGUGCGCCUUUGCGGUUCAGACUGUUAUCACGCACACGCAAUCGGUGCAGGAGAAAUACCGCGUGCACGCCGUGGCUGCGGUCAUCACCACAGCGGUUUAUGCAGGUGGCAGCGUGACCGGAGCUGUCUUUAACCCAGCGCUGGCCUUCUCCACACAGUUCCCCUGCAGUGGACACUCCUUCCUCGAGUACUGCGUGGUCUACUGGCUGGGCCCGCUGCUCGGGAUGAUGAGCUCGGUGCUGCUGUUCGACAAACUCGUCCCUGCGCUCUCAACAAAACCGUCACCUCGCCAUCUUCCCACGGAGAGCAAGAAGAAGGCGUGAGCGUUGCAGGACGGCGAUUUUCAGGUGAAGCUGUUUGUGACGGACUGUCAACCUGCUGCUGAGAAAGAAGGAAGAGGAAGAACGGCACGAAUGCACUUCUUUUUAAGGGAUACCAGAAGCACAUCUGAGAAGUUCAACACAAAAUUAGCUUUUAAAUUUGUGAACAGGGCAACGCCAACAUUUUACUUUCAAUCAAACCUGUAGAACUUUUUGUAUUUUUAAUCCUGAGUCAACACACUGACCUUUUUUAGGGUUACUAAAAUAAUGUUUGCAUGAGUUUUUUUUUUUUUUUUAAAAAAAGACUGGAACCACAGAGCUGAUAUAAAGGACACAGAUGUGUUGUAACCCUGCAAACAAAUGUUAUACAGUAACAUACACUUAGCCCCUAUUUUAUGUUUAAAUCACUUUUUAAGCUACUAAACUAAUCUGACAACUGCAAACUGAAAAUGUGAUGUAGCAUAAUAUUGCAACAACCUCAUUAGUCUGUCUUUGAGUAAAUGAUCUGUGUAUUUCAGUCAUAUUUUUACCUAAUAUAACAUUCCUGAGCCAUGCACGGUGUAGGAGUGUACAUGCACAUGUCUGUUAGUUUUUGCACAAAUGCAAUUAGUGCCUUUGAGCUCUUUGUAAAUACUGUACAUGCAAAAAUAAAUAAACAGUGUAG